Haliotis rubra (blacklip abalone) is the source of this 879-nucleotide messenger RNA. RefSeq lists its product as uncharacterized. The coding region runs from base 1 to 879 and encodes 292 amino acids. The transcript is spliced from 9 exons. The record is from RefSeq and is a predicted model, not a curated record. Lineage: Eukaryota; Metazoa; Mollusca; Gastropoda; Lepetellida; Haliotidae.
AUGAAUGCGGUUGAUGAGAAACUCUCAUCUUUCAAGUCCAUGACCCUUGAAGCUAUCAAACAGACUGAGGACAAACCUGUAGUGAAAGCAGAACCGGUCGAGCCUCAGCCAACAUUGCCAUCUCUCGUUGAUGAUGAUAACGAGAUCCCUAGACUACAGAGUGGCAGGCAAGCAGUUUCCAUCGUCACGAUCCCCCCUGAGGUUGCCGCAGCCCACUCAAACGACACAGCGCUAAGGCCAGUGCAUGUAACCACCACCAAGAAGCCGGUCAAUGUGAAACGCCAGCCAACCAAACCUCCGCAGAAAGGAGUGAUUGUUAGUGAAAGGUUAUCUGCAGGAUCAUCAAAUAGCCCUCUGAAGAGGCCUCUGAAUGGCGAUGAGAGGGUGCCCAUCUCAAUCCUGUUGCAGCGCCUCACCAAGUUCAGCCAAACCGGUCGUCGGACAUAUGACUUUGGCGAACACAACUCCUGUCUUGCCGCAGGCGUUUUCCUUUUGGGAAAAAGAACAACGAAACGCCCCCCUGUGAAACGCCAUCCACCCAAAUCUCCGCGGAAGGGAGUGAAUAAUUAUAAAAAGCCACCACUGCGACCGUUAAGUAUCCCUCUAAGGAGAACAGCGAAACGCCCCCCUGUGAAACGCCAUCCACCCAAAUCUCCGCGGAAGGGAGUGAAUAAUUAUAAAAAGCCACCACUGCGACCGUUAAGUAUCCCUCUAAGGAGAACGAAGAAUCGAUCCCCUGUGAAACGCCAGCCACCCAAAUCUCCGCGGAAGAGAACGACGCCAAAGGUGACCAACAGGAAAGGCCUUCCCAAGAAAAGACUAAAACCAGGAAAUAAACGCCAACCACCAGGUUCCAGGGUGGACUUGAUUGCUCCAUAG